AAGCCCCCAUGCAACGGCCUAUGCGAAUUUUGAGAAAUAAAUGAGGCUAACCAUGUGUAACACGGAAAUAAAGUCCUUCUUGACGAAGCGCCACCUAUUUUGCACGCACAAAGCAAAAACUGCACCUCCGGCUCACAUUUCUCAAAAGUGCGGCUGGACCGGAAGUGACGUCACACGGGGCAUUCCCGGCACCGCGGGAAAAACAUCAACACUUUUGCAGACGACAUUUCUGUCUCAGCGUCAACUUUCACUUCCUUCCUUGUUGUUUCCGUCGUUAUGUAAUUUUUUCGUCAUGGUUAAACGCUGUGUGGCUUUUGGGUGUAGUAACACGUCUCGGUUAGGUUUUAGUUUGCAUAAAUUCCCCCAAACUCCGUGGAGACGUCGUCAAUGGGAGCGGUUCGUCCAGCGCCGAAGAGCACAGUGGACUGUAGGUGCCUGUUCCUACCUUUGCAGCAAACAUUUCUCCGUGAAACAGUUUUAUGGCGGGCUUGAAAGUCAAUUCGGGCUGGACAGGCGGGCCAAGCUGCAGAAAACGGCCUGUCCGGAUAUCUUGGACGCGGCAGACGCAGACGGAAGUGCCGGGCGAGAAGGAGCGUCGUCUGCUCGCCGGUCAGCUGUCGAGAAGCUCAACAAUCACCGGAUAAUUGCCGACCUGCUAGAGGAUCAUGAGAGUGAGGCAAGAGGCACUGUUGAAAUUGAGGAUGAGCAGCUAGAAAGUGCACAGGAUGCUGGUCACAUGGAUGUUGGAGUGCAGACAAAACAAUCAGUCAGAAACCAAGGCACCCAGGUUACACCAGGAAAGGCUGAUGUGGGUAUUCAGUGUAUGCUGCUGUGCCCAGAACAUCAUACCCACAUGCAAGAGGAUGAAGAAGAGGAGGAAGAGGAAGACGAGGAAGAGGAAGAUGAUGAUGAUGAUGAGUACUUCCCUACAGAGGAGGAGCUCUUGGGGGCUAAGAGUGAUGAUGAGGACUUUGACCUUGAAUGGGAAACACAUGAGGGAAACACAGACACACCACCGCCACCACAUCGUGAGAGGAAGUACCUUGUGUUUGAAAGUGCUCUGCUACAACUCUUUACCUUGUGUCUGCUUUGUGGCGGAGCAGUGAACUUGACACUUGACACGGCAGGCUCUUUCUUGCAAGUGACACAAGUUUGCAAGUUAUGCAAGUUUGUGAGGAAAUGGUCUAGCCAACCAUUCAUCGGCAACACACCGGCAGGAAACCUCCUGAUGUCAGCGGCUAUUCUUUUUGCAGGUGCAAUUCCCAAACAAGCGCUGCACAUGUUCCGGCAUUUGAGUUGCCAGUGUGUCUCCAUCAGGACUUUCUUCCGUCAUCAGCGCCUUUACCUGCACUCUGCAAUCCAGAAUGUGUGGCAGGCACAGCAGGAUGGGCUACUCAACUCAGCUGUACAGCCGCUCAUCCUGGGCGGUGAUGGGAGGGCGGACAGCCCAGGCCACUCAGCAAAAUUUGGGUCAUACACAUUGAUGGACUUGAGAACCAGCAAGAUUCUCACUAUUCAGUUGGUUCAGAGCAAUGAAGUUGCUGGCGGAAGCAAUAACAUGGAGAAGGAAGGGUUGGUGAGGGCAGUGGCAUUCCUACAGGCCAGGGGGUUACAGAUCUCCACCCUAGUGACUGAUCGCCACCUACAAGUUGCAAAAUGGGUCCGGGAAAAUCUGCCAGCCACCCGGCAUCUGUAUGACAUCUGGCACAUCGCUAAAGGGAUCAGGAAGAAACUGAGUGCACUAGGAAGACAAAAGGAGUGCGAGCUUGUCAUCGCCUGGAUCCAAUCCAUAAUAAACCACCUGUACUGGUGCGCGACAACUACCAGGGAGGGAGAGGGAGAGCUUUUAGCAGCAAAGUGGGCGUCACUAGACAACCACCUUCACAAUGUGCACAGGGGACACAGUCAGCUGUUCCCCCGGUGUGAACAUGGUAGAGUGGCGAGAAGGAGGCAGUGGCUUCAACCAAACACAAAGGCAAGUGUCAAGCUGACUGAUAUCAUCAACAAGAAAGCUUUGCUGCGGGACAUCAAGAAGUUGAGCAACAAGUAUCAAACGGCAACGCUGGAGGCAUUCCACUCACUGAUAAACCAUUUUGCACCAAAAUGGGCCUCAUUUUCUUACUGGGGUAUGUUGUCAAGGCUGUACUUAGCAGUACUUCACAGCAAUGAGAACUGUGGACGGCCCCAGCUGGAAACAAAAGAGGGUGACAAGGUCUUCAAACUUCGCUUCAAGAAGUUCAAGAAGGCUUGCACUGUGCAAGAGGUAGUGGGAGACUGUACAUUUGACUAUGUGACUGUCCUUAUGGAGGAAACCAUCAGGAUCUGUGAUGCUGGUGAGGAAGCACAUCUUGUUCAACCGCCACCAACACUGGCCAGUGCUUUUGACAGACCAGAGAAGGAAGCUGCAGUGGAUGCGCACAGAACACGGUUUGGCAGAAAUGAUGACUAAGGAAACAGUUAGACCCUAAUUCCCUUUGACUCCAGUGAAUUAAUCUAAAGGUGGAUAUUUGAAUCCUGUAUACUGUGCUGACGGGAAGGUCUCUCUAAUCUUCUUGACCGCACAGGCAGGGUUGAUAACUCUUAUCCUGGCUCCUAGCCACCCCCAACACCACCUCACCAACUGUCGGUACGCAACGUAUCUGUAUCUCCUAAAUGAAACAAGUUUAACUUUGUUAUAGAAUACAUGCAGUGAAGUUACUGUUCCCCAUCUGUGGUCGUCUUUAGUAAGAUGAAGUGCUGCUAACGCAGUGGACUACUAUACAAUUAGCAACCACUUCUAAUGUUAACACUGAACCGUUUAAAGUACUGUGUUGAAAUGUGCAGGCUGCUAAUAGAUGAACAGAGUACUAGUAAUAGAAUGGUGGAUUUCUAUAGGUUACUUUGUUAAUGAUCAUAUGAACAAUGUCAUUGUCAUCCCUGUCAUAGAAACUGUACACUGGUUACCUAUGAAGCAAUGUAAACAAAUGUUCCAUAGGAUUAUCAACAUUUGUACAUGAUACAUAAUGUUAUAUGUACAUGUUUUUGACUGCUUAUGUUACUUCCAAUGUUAACACUGAACUUCUUGAAAUACUGUAUAAAAUAUAGAGGCUGCUAAAUAUGUUAUUGCCGGUUAAUGUCUGAGUAAUACAGUAAUAAAGUAUAAAGAGUAAAAGAGUA
Branchiostoma floridae (Florida lancelet) is the source of this 3156-nucleotide messenger RNA. RefSeq lists its product as uncharacterized. The transcript is spliced from 12 exons. NCBI's taxonomy places the organism in Eukaryota, Metazoa, Chordata, Leptocardii, Amphioxiformes, Branchiostomatidae. Bases 41 to 2449 code for a protein of 802 amino acids. The record is from RefSeq and is a predicted model, not a curated record.